AUGGAAUCAUGUAUACCUCAAAAUUUCUAAGUGGAAGGUACUUAGGAUUAUUUUCUUAAGUAAGAUUACAAAAAUAUGUAUUGCAUAAGUAUUGAUUAGACCGGAAUUUCCCUAGAAGGGGAGUUUUCGGCUGAUAUAUAUAAAAAUAUAGAAAUUUAAUUACAUAAAUGUGAGUAAGGUGGGGAUAGGGAAUGUUUAAAGAGUGAAGAAGUCGAGGAAAAACUGGAGAAUUUCGCAGUUACAAUGCAAAUUAGUGACACUACAGUUGAUAUUACUAAUAAAAAAUCUCCCUUUAAAAAUAUUGGAAAAAACCUAUUUUGGAAAUCAGGUCCUUCUUUUUAUAAAUUCGUUAAUAUUUACCUUAGAAAUAAUUAUAUUUAAUCCGAUUAUGGAUAUUUAGGCUCUGAUAUAAUCACAGAAAGAGCUGUAAGCUAUUCACAAGAUAGAGAACAAGUUUUAUAGAAAACUAGUUCUAUGUUAUUUAAUUUUAAUAUUGCUUAUGAGAAAAACAAAGAGUCGAUUUAUACUAGAACCUAUUUGAAAAUAGAUACUGCUUUGGCCUAAAUUGGAGGUAUGUUUAAUUUAAUGGUUACUAUAGGGUGUGCUAUUUGUUGGCCUAUUUCUGAAUUGGAACUUAAUAGGAAAUUAGUUUAACCCGAAAUUAGUAGAAUUAUUUUAAGAAAACUCUUUUGA
Messenger RNA from Ichthyophthirius multifiliis, 693 nucleotides. RefSeq lists its product as hypothetical. Gene Ontology annotation, biological process: reciprocal meiotic recombination. The record is from RefSeq and is a predicted model, not a curated record. The transcript has 2 exons. Lineage: Eukaryota; Ciliophora; Oligohymenophorea; Hymenostomatida. Gene Ontology annotation, molecular function: double-stranded DNA binding. Gene Ontology annotation, cellular component: nucleus.